AGGGAAGAAAGAAACAUCAAACAUCAAAAGUAGAGCUUAACAGCACAAAAAAGAGAAGAUUAAGGAGCCUGAAAAUUCGAGAACCAUAGAUGGAGAUACGAUUCCUGAGGUGAGUUUGCCAGUUGUAUGUUUUUAUCUUCAUUGUCCAAACCUAUAAGUCGCCUCCUCAUAAGGAGCUGUACCUCCUUCUUUAGUCUGUCUACGGUCAAGAAGGAUGAAGAAUGCAGUCGAGUGUUUCGCUGCGACCAGAUGUAGUAGAGCAAUGCCUGGAAGAUAUAUGCCCGGCUAUAUAUCUUCCCUAGAAGAGAAAAAAGAUUCGAUCUAAACGAUUGCCGAUUGCGGAUUUUGCUCCUCGGAUAGGUUCCAUCGUUCUCUCUAGCGUCUCAUAUUCGAUAAGAAGCGAGAGAGGUGGGUCAUUUAACCUUCCGUGUUCAUCUUGAUUUAUGACCUAAGUUUUCCAAAUUCUGAAUUUGAGUUUGAUUGUUUUUUGUUAGGGUUUUAAUGUCCUGCAUGAAGUCAGCGGCGAAGACAGAAGCGGAGGCAGGGGCAAAGGGUGUUGCACCAACUCAGGUCUGGUGGGACAUAAACAGGUGUCCGCUUCCCGAUGACGUUGAUGUAGGUCGGGUCCGUCCGUGUAUAAAACGGGCGUUGGAGGAGAAAUUAGGCUACUCUGGUCCUCUCACCAUCACUGCCAUUGGCAUACUAACAGACGUCGCUCCCAACUUGUUGAAAGAAGUCUAUUCCUCUAGAAUCGGUCUUUGUCACGUCCGCCGUGCGUCGAUACAAUUGUUCGGUCAAUAUCUCCAGAAGCCCCCUCCGCUUCCACUUCCAAUUCCAUCUCGGAAUGCUUACUGGCAGUACUCGUUACCAGCUUUCCAUUGCACUAUCGAACUGACAAUUCAGAUCAGCCAUUUGGCCGGAAUUUGGCCGGAAAGUCGCCGGAAAGUCACUGUCCCAAAACCUGUAAUUUUCUUAAACUUGUUUCUGAAAAUUCAGUUCCAACAUAGUGAAACGGGUGAAUCUGCCUUGUAUUGUGAGCAAUGCAGUGUUGCUCUCCAAGGCAUUGAAAAUUUCAACACCCACCUCAAGAGUAGAGAACAUUUACAUAAUGCAUGUUAGCAU
This is a messenger RNA of Camelina sativa (false flax), 1122 nucleotides long. Lineage: Eukaryota; Viridiplantae; Streptophyta; Magnoliopsida; Brassicales; Brassicaceae. The record is from RefSeq and is a predicted model, not a curated record.